AUGGAGCUGAACCCGAUCCGGCACCAUGCCUACAAAGUCCUCCUCAACCGCGACUCCCAGAUGUCCUGCAACUACACCACUUUCACUGAGAGUCAGCCGCAGGCCACGGUAAUGAGGGUCUUGAAGGGAUUUCCCCUUGUUUCUCGUUAAGUUAAUCAGACAACUUUUAAAGGCAGUAGACCCGUCCUUCUAAGUUUUCCAAAAUUAAAGUUUUUACUACCCCCCUCAGGCUUAAACUUGUAUGUGGACUACCUCCGUGAAGUUGAAUUUUGAUCUUAUUCCUUCUUUUCUGAAAUAUACUUUUCUAAAAUGAUCAACUUUUUUUGUUGUCUUUUUUUCUGGUAGGAAUGCGCCAAAUUUGGCUCAAAGUUCGACUUCUAAAGGAAAUAAAAAAACUAGAAAAAUGUAUUUUUUUAAAAGCUUACUUAGAUCUGGACUUAAUUUUGUCUUUAAGGAGUUUAAUUUCAUUUGAUUUGGCCGGCUAAAAUUUUUUUCUAAGAGCUUUACAGAAAUUUUGGAGUAAAUAUUCAAAAUCAGAGUGAAAAAGCUGGUUAUAGAGAUCAUUUGCUAUUAAUUUAAAAAUCUCAUUUUAAGCCCCUUUUUUUAAAGAGAUAAGAAUGAUUUUUUUGAAGAUUCUUCUCGUUUUUUUAAGAUUCUUUUAUCUUUCCUAUCUUUUUCUCGGCGUUCCCUGAACCCGGCUCGAAAAUUUCAUUUUUUUUAUUUUCCAGAAAAAAAUGGAUUAUUUUUUUCUUGAUUAAAAGCUUACCCUGCAAAUAAUUCGAUUUUCAAGCUUCUUCUAGAUUUUUUUGCCUUUUGACGGGUUUCCACCGACUUUUUAAGCUACUAACAAUAUUUUUUUAAAAUGAAAUUCAUUUUUUUCAAUUUGUUUUUUAUUGCUCAGUAACUAUUUGAAACGUAGACUGAACUGAAAGGCUGAAAAAAUCCCAGUUUCUUUAUUUUAACCCAAUCUGUUUCAAACCUAGGGUAAAUAUCGAAAAAAUAGUUUCUUUACUACAAAGUUUUCUAUCGAAGCGUUCUAUUCAAGUAUUAAAUUUCAUGCUCAAAGGAAAAUAGCGUAUUUUCCGUGAACUCAACGAUUUUUUGGAUUUUUUUUUUCAUUUGGGUAUUUUUUAAACGUUUUUUUUAAUUUCCUAAAAUUUUUUUCUUUUUUUCUAGCUUUUAUAAAUCUAUUCAAAAUAAUAUUUUUCCAGAAACUUGAAAAAAAUCAAACAAUUAUUUUCCAACCUCCAGAUUUAAUUCAUUUAUGUGCGUGGGAUCUCACCUUUUGUUGGUUUUCAAAGGGAUUCUUCCCUAAUUCAAAGUCUUCAUGACGAAUUUCAUCAUCAUGUCUUUUGCUUUGUUAAGAAUUUCUUUUGAUACAAGAUUAAAUGGAAUAAUAAGCACUGAUUUCGGAACAAAAAUCUGUUUUUCGACAACAUCUCAGCUGAAACAAUUGCACAUAAUCUCUUAACAAAAAAAGACUUUGUCCUCUCGAUUGGCGUCAUAAUUAUAUUGACAAACUAGAUUUGCGGUUUCUAAUGAAGUUCAAGGCAAGUUUUUGGAACCUUUUUUGGACUUUCCAAGGUUUCGUGGACUUUAUGAACUACCCGAUCAUGAUUGGCCACUUUUUAUGAUUUGUUGACGUUCCAAGGAAGAAAUAAAUAAGGUGCCAAAUGUGCUCGAGGGCAAACGCGGAAAUUCUUGCCAAUUUCUGGCCGCCCACACGAUUUUCCUCUUCAUUUACUGUGGGAAAGUGAUGUUUCUUUUUUUCUGAAUUUGCUAAGGGGAUUUUUUCUAGAAAAGUCCCACGACUACUUUUAAAAUUUGUAGUUUCUCAAGAUUUUUGAGUCGGGCUUGAUUGGAGAAAUGAAUAGAUUAAGUGAGUGAAAAUUUCCUGCAACUUGGAGGGUUAUGGUCACAUUUGGAAUGGCUUUUUCGGAAUGCCCCCGACUUGAAACGACUUGCGCGGGGUGACAUCGAAUAGUAUUAGAGAAUUGUUGAGCCAUUCCAAGUGCGACCACGAUUUAAGUUGAAUAGAACGAAGGUGAUGAAGAAAAAAGAGUGAUUUUUGGUUUUUUCAGAAUGGAAAUUCUCUCGAGGAAGGCAAAGUGUCAUUGGCUCUAUUACGGGAUAAUUCAGGUAAUUAUUUGAUAAAAAAAUUUUUGUGAAAAUUUUAAUCCUUCUAACUUUUUUCCCUGUUUCAAAGCUGUUUCAUCAGAUCAUUCCUUAUUGGAAUUUUUUUCGAUAAAUCCCUUGCAAUGAAAUUUAUUUUUCUUUUUGCCAACAGGGUUAUUUGAAAGGGAUAACAAACUUUGAAAGUUCCUAAUUUUAAAGACCAAAAGUUAUUAUUUUUUUCAUAAAAGACCUUCAAAAAAAUUUCUAGUUAGCCUAUUGAAUAGGCAAAAUCGGAAAGGGUGGAAAAAGGCUUCAUAGAAAUUUUCCUUUUAGGGAAAAAAGGCUCCGUUUUUGCUGCCUUUUUGGGGCAUCUCACAGGCCAUUUUGCACCAUUUUUGCUGCCUCUCCCUUUUUCCACCAUUUCUUGAGCUUUUAAAAUCCCAGAAAACUGGAAGGUUCGAUAAAGGGACUCUCUUUGAUACCUUUCUGCGGCCUUUUUCGAGCCUCUCUCUUUUAACGGUCAUUAUUCACCCUUCAAACUUCACCCGAGUAGGAACGAAGUACCAAUUUCUGUAUUCAUUCUCGAAUUAAAGUUUUCCCUGAAACUGGAACCACAGUUAUCCUUCUAUCAAUGUUCCAGGACGAUCUCCUUCGCGUCGGUGUUCGGCUCGCAAGUGGCGUCUCCUCAUAGCUUUUUCCGCCUUCCUUCUUCUCACCGCUCUUUUCGCCGCCACUCUCGUUUUCCACUACAGAACCUUGCGUAUGUUCCUGAGUCAGAUUCUGAAGCAUCUAACGUCUUCUAGAAAAAAAAAUAAUAUUGAUCAUUCUUACGUGGAAAGUUCACCACAAAAGUUUAUGAUAUUCCUCUUUUUCCUUUUAAGUUCAAUUUUGAACUUGUAACUCGAGUGAAGCUGGUUUCCUUCAGCUUGUACGACGGAGUCGUGCGUAAAGACGGCGGCUCGACUUCUGAAAAACAUGAACGUCGCCGCCGCCCCCUGCGACGACUUCUACGAGUUCGCCUGCGGCAACUGGAUCAACACCAGCAUCAACCUCCACUACAACGCCUUCAACACGGUCUACGAGACGGCCAUUCACGCCCAGGACACUGUUGUCAACGCUAUCCAGAAAAGUUCGUUGGAUUCGAAAAAAAGAGAAUUUGAAUUUCUAAAGAUGAGCAGAGAAGUAAAAGGUGCAAGAAGAAAGCAGGAAAAGCUUUAAAAAAUUAAUCGAAAUGCUUUUUUUAAACGUUACUAUAGCCGUCUCCAUUUAUCACGGUUUCAAGAAUCAUUUCGAAAAAUCACGUUUUUUUUCUUUUUUGACGGACUUUUUCUUCAAACUGAAUUCCGGUCAAGUUACUAAAUUUUUCUGGUCACCCCCCACAAUAAGUCCGGGAGGAGGAGUUCACUUCCAAAAAUUUUUUUCAAAAUUAACGAAUAAGGUCAAGUUUUAACUUCAGGAAGGUAAACAUUUUUUUUUUACCUCCAGGAGGUAAUUCUGAAUUUUAUUGGGAAAAUCUUGGGAGGAGGGGUCAGCUUUUGAGUUUCUUCAUUUAUGAUCCGUGUUAGUUUUUCAUUGAAACAAGAAAAAAAAAUGUUCAAAAAUUGAGCCAGGGCUUCCAUAGAGUUUGAAUCUGCUUUUUGAGUCCGUAAACAACAAAAUGACCUGUUUUCAGCUUCUAUUUUUAGUUCAAUGAUCAUUCUCUGUUCAGUAAUCGAGGGUACCUUCGAAAUGCCACUGAACGACGGCGAAAGGGCCGCGGCUGAACUCUACCGCCAAUGUACCGACCUGGACACUCUCUACACCAUCGGCCUCAACACCUGGCUUCGAUUUGUUGAUGUAAAUUAUUUUUUGAUCAUAUAGUCAAAAAAAAAUGCCACAACUUUUUUGAAUGCUUUUAUUAAAUUUUUCGUCAUGCGAUCUAGGAAAGAUUUUUGAGAUAUUGGCCAUGAAAGGUUGCUCUAUUGAGCAGAGGUUACGGUAAGCGACUUUGGUGUAGUCAGAGCUUUUGAAGGCAUAGGGGCAGUAAAAAAUGGGGUUUCAGGUGAAAGCAGUAUCUUAUACAGUUUUUCUUUGCGAAUCGAAUGGUGUACUCAAAAAAAUUAAAUAUGUGACCACUUUAGAAGAAAAACGCGAACUUACUUUCCCGCCUUUAUUUUUGAAAAAAGCUUUGGAUCGGCCUACGGACAAAUGUUUACAGUAGCCGUACACGCGAUGUUGCGGACGUCUCAUUAGACUUGCAUUUUGUGUGAAAUAACCUGAUAUCUGCUUCAAAUAAAGGGUUCUUUCUCUGAAAAAACGAUUAAGAAAAUAGAAAACACACAUUGAUAAUAAAGAAAACACAAAAUAUCGCUAUCCCAAUCGAAACCUGUGUAAAAUCAUCAUUUUUACCAGAAAAGCAUUUUUGCGACCAAAGUUUGCAAAUUAUACAUGAAUAGAAAGCUUUUGUGACGGAAAGAACUUUGGUGACAACAGAAAAAAUUGAAAAUUGAAAGAAACGAAUAAAAAAGCGAAAAUCCGGAAGAUGGCGAAGCCUGUUCUCCAUAGAGCAACUUUACUGCAAAGCGCCCUUUUUGCGGGAACUCAAAAUUUCCUCUCUCCGACUUUGAAUUAUUUUUUCUCCAAAACUAGGAACUUCUGUACGUUUUCAAGUUUACCGUUCGAUUCGCAAUGAAAAGCUCUACAAAAUACUGCUUUGAACUAAAACACCGUUUUUUACUGCCCCUAUGCCUUUGAGAAGCUUUUGAGAAGAAAUAAACACCUUGAAAGUUGAAAUAUCAUUAGAAAGGCGACGAAAAGCUCUAAAAAAAAGUUUGAACCUAAAUCUUAUCUUAACGAUGCUAGAGCGGUCCCUAGAGGGGUUAGGAGAAAAAGCAGCCCCUAAAGGGGACAUAUUUAGGUCCUCUCAAAGUUCAACAAUGAUCGUCAAGCAUGUUCUUAUAGGAACCACUUCUGGCCGCAAGUGGUCCCUAUAGAAGGAGCUGAAGUGAUCACUAAAGGGAAACCAUCAAAGACCCAUAAGAUCGCCCCCUAGAGGGACCACUCUGGAGUUCCCAAGAUGUGUUACGUCUCAAAAAUGCCUCAAUAUGCAGGAGCUCGGCGGCUGGCUUCCUGAGCUCUACGAGCCGGAAGAUGAGCUCGACGACGACGUUCGGGAAGACUUAGAACUCGAAAAAACCAUCCUCAGCGCGUUCAAUUACACGGUUUUCCCGCUGUUCUGGGCCGGCGUCGAAGUCAACUACCUCGAUUCGUCGUCUUAUCUGAUCACGGUUCGUUCCUAAAAGAGAAAAUGGAGAUAUUUUUAUUGGAGUUUGAAAAAUAAUUUACGUCUCAUUUGAAUUUUUUUGUUUUGAUUUUUUUUUUAUUUUUUAUUGCAAGUUUUCUUUAUCCUCAUAAUAAAGAUUGCUAGAAAAACCUUGUUUUCACUUUAUUUUUAGCUGCUUUCUUCCUUUCUAACCUUCUCUAGCCUAUUUUUUUCAAAUGUUCUCAAGGUAUUUUAUUUUUUGAUGCUAGCGUUUUGAGAUUUUCUUCUUGUUCAACUUUGAAUUUUUCUCUGGAUCCGCUUUUUUGAUAAUUUUCUCAACUUAACUAUGAAAAAAUCAGCUUUUUCCAAUCUACACAGAGAGCUUCAGGGUUUUAGUUGACCGCUUAGAAAUCCCUAUAGGGGUCACUUAAAUUGGACCCCUAUAGGGACCGUUUUAACGGAUUGUGAGUAGGGUGACCGAAAAAUCAAAGUCGCGAGCACAAAAAGUACCGUAUCUCAAUAAUUACUACAGUAACCCAAGAUGGAAUGUACAGAUAAAGUUCCUAAAAUUGCAUUACCUAUCGAUUGAUAUACAACUUGCCUAGAGAAAGCUUGUCAAUUCUUAGAUACGCAGGUGACCACCUUCCUACCGUAACCCGGUUAGAGGAAAUGACUCAAAAAAUCGUUUCCGCAAUCCUGACGUCAUAUGAUAACAUUGGUUGAAAUUUCAUUGAAAUCGAAAAAUUUUUUUUUUUCUGUACCCGCUGUUUUUGAGAAAAUUUCGAAAAUUAAAGAGACAGCGUGCAAAAUUGCCCCACACAGGGGUUCUUCAAACAAAAAACAAAAAAGGAACCUCUUGAAAAUGUCUCAGAUGCUCCCUUCACUCGGACCUUGGUAACGCGAAUCGGACGUGUCGGUGCAUUUCAUUUUAGUGACCACUUUAGUAGCCUCAGAACUCUUAAGCGAUCCCUUGAAUUGUCCAGAAACGUCCGUUUUGCGAGCAAAGAAAUGCGUGCGAUAGAGCGCACAAGUCAGAAUUGUUUGUAGAUUUACGCCGAUUUCAAUAGCAGUUUCCAGGUAUACGAACAAAUGCCUCUGAUGGUGUCGCCGAAAAUCUACGUCUACGACGCCGAAUUAACCCCCGAAAUGAUUUUCAGCAAACAGGCCGGACCACAGGUGCAUUUCAAUCAACUUUCCAUCAAAAAAAAUUAUUUGAAACAUUCAGGUGACUCGAAUAAUGCAAGGCGUUGGUGAAGAUCUCGCCGAGCUGCUCAAAUUCGACAUAAAUAACACAAAAGUUCGGAUGUUGAUCGCGGAAAUGGUGCACCUCGACUGGAUGAUCACCACCUCCGGCACUUUUGUUCGUUUUUCAUGGAUUUCACGGGAGUUAUCAUCGAUUUUGCAGUUCAACAGCGAGAAGAAAGAACGCUACGAGAUCAUAACCCUCCGGGAACUACAGAGAAUCGCUCCAGCGGUGAGUAAAAAAAAAAGGAAUUGAAGAAGAUUCAGAAAAGGAUACAGUAGAACUCCUUUUAAAAAAAAAUUUUCACUAGGAUUAAAACUAGAAAAAACGGUCAAAACGGCCUAACCAAAGCUCCUAAUGAAAUGGGGCAACCCGGGCGCGCCCUAGGGCCACCCGACCCGCGAGCGGUCACUUCUUCAAAAUCGCCAUUUUUUUCAAUUUUUUCUAGCUUCUUUUCGAUAAUUUUCAACCUGACGGGUCAGGCCGUCCCGGAUGCUUCAAAUUGCGGGUCGACCCGGGCAGUCCCGUCUAGACCUACCGAUACAUCUAGUUUUCGAAAAAAUGUCUGGGUUUUCUCGUUUUUGCAUACUGUUUCAUUUAUCGUUCCAGGAGUAAUUUUUAUUUGAAAAAUAAUUUCAAAACAAUUUUCUGUUUGAGUUUUUUCUUCAUACUUCUUGAAAAACAUUUUUAAUAAUUUUUUUUCGAGCUCCUGAGAAAAUUUUUAGUGGCCACUAUAGAGGCUUGCCAAGGACACUUAAGUGGCCACUAAACCCACCUCUAUAGUGGUCACUUCAGUAGCUUUUCAUCUUCCAGUAACUCUGAUAAUUUUGAAACAAACAGAUUGGACCAGUUAUGUUGAUCCAGUGACCCCUAAAGUGGCCCCUAAAAUUUUUAGUGCUCUAGUAGUAGCACUUAGACCUCUAAAAGGCCACCAAUUUUUAACCCCUUGAGUGGCCACUAAUUUGACUACUAUAGUGGCCAAAAUUUUCCUAGUCAAUAAGCUUUCUGGACCUCAUUCAUUUGUUUUGAUGAUUUUUUCUUUUUAUUUUGCGUUUUUUGAAAAAAUUUGGAUUACGCCCAAUAAGUAUAUUUCCGUCUUACCGAUUUAUCUAAAACUUCUUCAUUUUAGUUCCAUUUUUUUCUGUCUGGAAACGUUCGAAUUUUACGGGAGAUUUUUAAGAUCGAUUGGCGGUACUUUCUCUCACGGCUUCUUGGCGUCCGCCUGAGUUUGGACGAGCCGAUCGCCCUGAAAACGGGCCGAGAAUGGCUGGAGAAGCUGUCGAUGAUCAUCGGACGACUGCGAGUUUCGCGCCACGGUCUAGCAGUUCUGAAGAACUACGCGAAAUGGAAGGCGAUGCUCUUUCAUCUCGCCUACGUCAAACCGAAAAGCGCCGAUAACCUUCUUUGGGUUUCUUCUGAUUUUCAAAUCAAACGAAACAAUUGAUGUCUUCAGGCAGCAGUUGGUCUGUAUUCCGGGCCGCCGAUCAACCGGAAAGAGUUUUGUUUCUUGCGAGGAACCGGCAUUUAUCCUCUCUCUUUGCCGUCUUUAUUGAGAAAGAUCGAUGGCUAUGAGAACACGGUCAAGGUAGGAUAUUGAGGGAAAUGUUCAUUACUUUUUGAAAACUUUGAAAAUUCAGCUCCAGAACCAGAAUCUGAAUCACAAGUUGAAUUUUUGAAAAUGCAGAUCUCAAUGCUUUGAAGUACUUCCCUCUAGCUUUAGAAAGCUUGUAGAAGAGCUCUGAAAUCUGAGAAAAAGAAAAAGUACAAAAUUUUGAAUUUUUGAAGAUACUGUGAAAAACAUAAAAAUUACAACAAAGUCUAAUUUUAAAGUUGAUUCCUAUAUUUUUUUCUUUCUGAAUUUUUGACUCUGUGAAAUCAAUAAAAAUUGAUUUGGGAAUAAGAUUUCAUUUUUUCCUUUUUCCGUUUCGAUUUUCAUCGCCUAUGCUUGAAUCAUCUUCCUUUCGAUGUUGCGAAAUAAUGGGAAUCAUUGAAUUUCCUGAGUCUUCUCCCUGUUUUUCGCUCCUUUAGCAUAGGCAAAGUCGGAGAGGGUGGAAAAAAGGCCUAGAAAUGUUCCUUUUAGGAUGACGAAGGCUGCCAUUUUGCUGCCUUUUUGCGCCAUUUUCUCGGCCCUUAUGCACUAUUUUUUCUGCUUCUCCCUUUCUCCAUCAUUUCUCCAGCCUUUAAAAUCCCAGAAAAAUGAGAGGCUCGAUAAAGGGACCCUUUUUGCUGCCUUUCUGCGGCCUUUUUUGAGCCUCUCCCUUUUAGCGGCAAUUUUUCACCAUUCUGACUUUGCCCGAGAUCUCAUUUUCGUACUUCCUGUUUCAAAGUUUUCUAAAUUACUUUGGAGGUUAGGAGAUAAUGUUAGUUUUUCGUUAUUAGUUGGUCAUUCAUUCAUUUUCACUAAAUGAACUGACAAGUUCAUUUCACUUUUUGCUUGGAAGUUGAACAAAAAUUGAUCAGAACACUUCCAGAUGUACCAGAUGAAGAUUAUUAAAGUUUCGAACCUGAAAAACUCCAAAAUUUUCGAGAAAAGAUAUCUCAAAGUCGAAGAAAACCAUCAAAAUUAGUUAAAAUAAGUUAUUUUUGGGAGGUUGGGCGUGUUUCUCGAAAACUAGAAAGUUGGGCAGGUUGAAACUUUCCUAGCCUUCUUUUGGUUCAUCAAGGAGUGUUCUGGCCAAUUUUCAUGAAAUUUUAAACCCAAUUUUAAAUGACCUUUUUGUGAGAAAUCAUUUGUAUUUUGAAGAAAAAAAAACUUUUCUAUCGACUUCGUAAUACCCAAAAGAAUAUCAAGACAUGAAAUCGCAUGUAAAUGCGUUUUCAGAACAAAGUGUACGUGGAGAACAUGGCGAGCAACGUCAUCGAGGAGUACAAAAGAAUCCUGGAAACGACGACAGUUUUGGAUAAUGUGACCAAACGAAAUGCUCUCGAUAAGGUUUUUUUGAAAGGAUAAGUUCCCUUCAAAGAAUAAUUUGUAGUUGGGAAACACGUCGGUGUUGGUCAGCUACCCGGACAAGAUGAACGACGAGACGGAGAUGAACAAGGAGGCCAAGAGGGUCGGAUACCAUCUAUUUUUUCAAGUAUUCUUCCUUUGUUUUCAGCUACGAGACGAACUGUUCUGGUCCAUGGCGAUUGGGGCUGCUGAAGCUUACAAAGAACGGCUGAGAAGGUUACGGCAGCCUGUAGAUCCCAGGUUUGUAAGUGGAAAAAUUGGGUUAGGAAGAUGAAGCUUGAUAUUUUUAACCUGAAGCCUUUCAUUAAUGUAAAUUUCGAACUAGAGGUAGUUUUUUUCAAAACAACUGGAGAAAGUGUUAGUGGCCACUAUAGGGGUUUGACGUUUUUUUGGCCACUAUAGUAAUCAAAUUAGUGGCCACUAUAGGGGUUUGACGUUUUUUUGGCCACUAUAGUAAUCAAAUUAGUGGCCACUUAAGGGGUUGAAAAUUAGUGGUGAACAUAGAGGUCUAAGUGCUACAACCACUAAAAAUUUUAGUGGCCAGUUUAGGGGUCAAUGGAUCAACAUAACUGGCCCAAUCUGUUUGUUUCAAAAUUAUCAGAGUUACUGGAAGGAAUACUGGAUGAAAAACUACUGAAGUGGCCACUAAAUAGAGAGCCCCUGUAGUGGCCACUGAAACGGAAAAGUUGGCCACUAUAGAAGUGGGUUUAGUGGCCACUUUAGUGUCCUUCCAAGUAGUCCUUGUCGAGCCUCUAUAGUGACCACUAAAACGUCAAAACCCUAUAGUGACCACUAAAAAUUUCCCCAGAAAGAACGUUUGACGAGCCCAAAACAUCGAACCACCUUGUCCGAUCGUUAUGUUCCAGCCAUAGAUUUUCUGAGAAUUCAUUUUCAUUGUCCAAGAGUCUUUCAGAAACUUCUAAGAGAAGAAGUUGUAGAUGGAAUGAUGUCCUUGUUAGAAGUUCCAGAUUGAUAAUGGACUUCUUCUUCCAGAGACUGGGUUGAUACAAAACCGGCGCUCUCCAUGACCCCCAUCCACAACUACGAGCGGAACGUCGUCCAGCUCCCUUUCGACGUCGUCCGAUCUCCCUUGGCCGACUUCACCAGCAUGGAGUCAGUUUCAGAGAGAAGUUUCAGAGCGUCACCGUGGAAAAUUUCAAGCUCGAUCUUUUUUCUGUCAAAUCACCGUAUACCCUUGCUGCGGAAUUCGCUCCGAGACCUGUUUCUUGCAAUUUUAUGAAGCAAAAGCUGUUCAGAACUUUAAAAAAAAUUGCGAUUUUCGUCUCAAAUACUUUUUUAUAUUUUUUCCUGACUGCAAAAGGUUCAUAACAACUUGAAUUUUCCUCAAAUUUUUUCAAGGUUUCAUAUACAACGAUUUUUUUUCUCUUAGAUGUUUUAAUUUUUGGCAAGCUUUCCUCAUGCUUUCAGUUUUUUUUCAUGCGAUUUUUUGAAGUGAAAACAUAAAAAAGCUGUCUUACGGUAGCUUUUCUUCAGUUGUGUCUAAAAACUCACCUAUCGCCAGAAAAAUAUCAUACUUUACAGUUUCGCCAACUACGGGGCUGCCGGAACUUACAUCGGCCACGAGCUGACACACGCUUUUGAUGAACAAGGUCUGUUUUUUUUUAUUUGGGGUGCAGGGAAAGUUGGACGGUUUUCUUUUAAAUGGCUACUUUUUGGAACUUCUCAAGUUUUGAAGGCUUUCAAUCCUUAAAAUUUUUCAAGAGGAAAUGAGAUUUUUACAGAUUAAAAUUAUAGAUUUUGUGCUUUUUCUGAGUAUUUUCAAAGUCAAACUUCAAUUAGAUUAUUUUAUGUGUAUAAGAUUUGAGAGCAUUUUUCUGAUGGAAAAGAGAAAAAUUGAGAAAAAAUAAAGUUAUAGUCUAGAGAACUGCUCGUAUUUUGAAGAAAUAUGUUUUUUGAACCGCUACUUAAAAACGGUCAAAAAAAACCUUUUCAAACUCUGAAAAUUGGAAAAAUUGCCAUCAUUAAAACCCUUUGGACGACUUAUCCAGGACGGCGUGAUCCAUGGUUCCCAGGGAAUUUAAUUGAAAACCGGGCGAUAAUUCCCGUCAGUCCCCCCAGUAGAAAAAGGGGAAAAAUGCGGUUGUUUUUGCCGGGCUGAGGACCGAAGGCGAGUUGCAAUUUGGCUAAUUGGCAUCGAGAGGCCGCCUACGCGACUUUUCCCACAAUACGCGGAAAUGCGGCUUUUUUUAGAAACCCUUAUUGGCAACGUCGGCCGUCGUUCAUUAGCGGCCAGGCUUCUUGGGUUUCAAAAGAGCAAAAUGAUUCGGGUUGUACUGAAAACAGAAGGAUGAUUAGUUGCGAAAUUGCGCCCUUUCGAGUAGAAGGGGGGUUCAGGCUUGUGCGAGAGCCGGCCAUUUUCUAAUCUUGGCCCAGCCGGGCCUUAGAGAGGCCUCAGGCAAAAAAAUUAUAGCCCAAAAGCUCAAAUGUUCAUUCCAAUAUCAAGCUUUUUACCAAAAAUUCCCCCCCCCCCUCGAAGACUGACCUGGCCUGGACCAAGUCCGCCCAAGCUUCCUCGCAAAAAUGAAGCCCGAUGCCUGCCCGGGGGGCCUGAUUUGUAAAUCUAGCGGCGAAAAGCUGGACUUUUCCAGAAAUGACCUACUUAAUCGAUCUGUGGAGAUUAAAUUUUUCUGAUCUCAUUACUUGACAUUUUCUAGAAACUCGUGAUUUUGAGCUUCUGGAAGGCGAUGUUAACUUAAAAAUGAGAUUUGAGAAAUUAUUUGUCUUUAAAGAAUAGGUUUUCGACUAUUAAAACUGAUAUAUGAAGCCAUAGAGCACAUAUUCCGCGCCCGCUUACAUUUCCUAUGACUACAGAGCCCUUCCCUUCGAUGCACGCGACCUGUCUAUGUGCAUGCGCCUUUAAUAUAUGUGACUUUUGAGCUAAAUUAAAGGCACAUCCAAAAAGACAGACGGUGCCCAUCGAAGGGAAGGAUUCUGUAGCUCGGAGGAAAAUAAAAAUCGUGACAAGCUGCCGUGGAAUUGGUUAUACAGCUUUUUAAAAAACUUGAUUUUGAUUUUAAAAUUUAAAAAAAACCCUGUAGUUUUGAUCAUAAAUUAGUCAGCUUCAUUCCAAUUUUGAAAAAAGACUAUAAAUUUGAUCAUCAGUUAGUCAGCUUCCUUUCAGGUAAUCAAAAAGGCUGUAAAUCUGAUUUUCAGUGUCAGCCUCAGCUUGGUUUAAACUUACUUUACUGAUGCAUUUAGACAUUUUUAUGUUCCCCUUUCAACUUUGGAAACUAGUCUAACACCGUGACGAAGUAAACCGAAAAGCCAACACAUUUCCUGGUACUUUGCUCCUCCAACGUGGUCAAACAAAAAAUGAGAAGGUCUCGGCAAUUAAGGGGCGAAAUCGCAAGACUGCCAAUCCGUGCAAACAUCUCGACACAUGACAUCAUUCGCCUCGGGGCUCAAUUUUCGUGAGCAAUUUGUUGCGAUUGCCCCCCAAAAACCCACGCAUAUAACCGCGUUUGCCACGCGUCCUAUUUAAUUACCUCAUAGUUUUUUCCCCCUGCAAGGAUUUGGAUGAAUUUCGAAUUUUGAAAUUGAGGGAUCGCGAGGAAAAACAUUGAAAUAAAGUGGACGGGGGGGGCAUAUGAUGGAUACAACUGCGAACUUCAAAAAAAGUUACGGAAGGGAUGUCUAAAAAAAUCUAAUUUUUGAGCUAAUCGUGAAGAGAACGUUCCUAAUAUCGUAUAAAGACUACUAUGAAUGAGUUUUGAAGUUCUUUUUUCUUCAAGCUUUUGAAAAAUGCUUCAUUUCCAAUAAAUGGACCGUUUUUCAGUGAUAUCAUCAUCAAAGAAAAAAUCUCGAAUUUUUCGAAGCUACCAAGAUUUUUCUCUGUAAUUUUUUGGGUUUUUCCUCUUGAAAGCUCAAGAUAAAGACAUAAUUUCGAAUGUCAAAAAAACCUACAAGGACUGUAUAUUUCGAUCUAAAUAUUAAUUCCCCCUGAAAAUUAUCCCUGAAAGUCCAGAGAAUUUUAUAAAAAUUACCCAAGUUACCUCGCGACUUUUUUUCUUCCAAGAAAGGAAUUUACAAAAUUGAAGUGAAACAAAAAAAUCUAUAGAAAAACUUUGCGGUAGGUACACUCUUACUGGUAUGACGGAUAUCAAUCAAAAAAAGGGUUUUUUUAUAAAAAUUGUCAAGUCUUGAAGUGAAAAUAGUCAGUUCCAAUACUAAAAAAAUGAUCAUAGAGAAACGUAUUUUUAUAUUAAAUUUAGUUUUUGACCGAUUCACUACAAGAACGGCGCAUAGAGCAUCUUCUGUAGAGCAAAAUUACUUCACUAGGAAGAAAGUUUGGGUUUUUUUUGUGUUUUUCUACAGUAAGCUUGAAAGUGGGCGGAGCUUAAUGAAACAUGAUUCGAAAAAUUCUUGCUUAUAUGGUAGUGAGAAGAGCUCCCAGGAACAAAGUUGAAAUUUUUGUAUCAAACGAAAAUCUCGACGUGUGUUAAGAGAAGCUGUGGCCUUGAAUCUUCCAUCAAUGCUCGAAAACCAAAAAAAAAACGAGAAUAAUAUAUUUUCAGGCAAACUUCAUGGUCCGACCGGAAACCUCGGCCAUUGGUGGACCGGCGAAUCUCGAAGGAAAUUUGUAGAUCGCGAACAGUGUUUCGUCCGCCACUACACCCAUCUGGCUGGAUCCGCUGACGUCAGUUUCCAGAAUCCCAGCUCUUUUCAUCAGAAAUUCUAUUUUAGACAAGUCAAGCCAAAGUUUCCCUCUAUGAGAACAUUGCCGAUAAUGUUGGCUUGAAAGUCGCCUACCAGGUAGCAAGAAAAGUCCCAAAAAUCAUCCUAAAAGAUUUUUUUAAGGCUUGGCAAAAACACGGCCGGAACCGGGAAGCGCCAGUUCCAGGACUCGAAAAAUAUUCGCAGGACCAACUUUUCUUCCUUUCUUUUGCACAGUCGUGGUGCGCCCUCAAGUCGAAGAUCAAUAGAGAAGUGCACAUGGAAGAGAAAAUACGGUAGGUUCUACAGUAAUCCGCAAAAGCGUUGCAAGACAUUUCGAAGAAACAGGCAAAAUAAUAGCUAGUAAUUUUUCGACUUUUAGAAGCUUUUUACAUAGAACGAAACAUGAACAUGUAAAACUGAAAAUAGAGAUUAGUUUUCCUGGAAAAUUUCAACUGAAAACUUCACAUUUCUAGUCAAAUUUAAACUGAUAAAUGGAGCUUUCUCAGGGUUUUUCUUGAUCAAAUUCAUUUUUUUUUUAUUAUAAUAAACGUUCUCAACACACUGAUUUUUUUACUACGAACAGAAAUCAAAAAAAUUUGAAUGAAGUCAAAAAGUUUUAAAAAAACCAGUCUUUAAUUAACACAGAAAAAUCAUAAAUUCUCGAUUUUUUUAAAAAAAUGUUUGAUUUACAAAAAAAGAAAGGGCUUUUUAUGGAUAAUUUAAUAUAUUCCAACAACGGUUUAGUGGACCCAAAAUGACGAAAUUAGAUUUUUUUCUGCAAAAUAAAAAAAAAAAAUUAUUCCAGCAAUUCUUGAUUUCUAUUUUAAACAUCUAAAAGUUUCUAGUUCCCCUCUCUAAAUUUUUCUUUCAUAUCAAUUUUUUUCAAAAAUGAGAAUAUUUUUUUCUUUUUUUAGCAUUUUUCUUCUUUGUGAAAGGGAAGAAACUCAUCAAAGUUAUAUUGUGAAAUUGUCACCACGGAACGUUUUUGCCCACCCCCCCGUUUGAUCUUUUGCUGAAACUUUGCUGAAGUUUACUUUAGGGCCUCCUGAUCUAAGAACAAGAAAAAUAUUUCUCACAAUAGAUCUUGUUUCCGAGUUAUGGAGCUUUAAAGUGCGCAAAAUACGCAAAUUAUGACAAAAAGCGUUAUUUUGAGCUUUUGAAAUGUCCUAUCUCGAUAUCAAGAUCUAUUGCGAGAAAUUUUCUUUUUGUUCUGGAAUCAGGGGGUCUUAAAGUACACUUCAGCGAAGUUUCAUCAAAAUUUCAAACAGGGGCGGGGGGAACAUUCCCUAGUCAGUCAAGUAUUCCAUGACUUACCUGUUUUUGACAAGUUAUUUAUUAAAAUUCGAAAGUUAUGGCCAAUCCUUGCUGAAUUUAAACCCUGAUUCAUUAACUGUUUCCCAAUUACAGAGUGCUGGGGUCUCUUCAGAACUCGAAAGAGUUCGCCGCCGCGUUCUCCUGUCCCACCAACAGUUUCAUGAACCCGAGCGUCAAAUGCGAACUCUGGUGA
This is a messenger RNA of Caenorhabditis auriculariae, 15733 nucleotides long. NCBI's taxonomy places the organism in Eukaryota, Metazoa, Nematoda, Chromadorea, Rhabditida, Rhabditidae. The record is from the annotation of a GenBank genome assembly.